Messenger RNA from Caenorhabditis elegans, 4060 nucleotides. RefSeq names its product JmjC domain-containing histone demethylation protein 1 (gene jhdm-1). Gene Ontology annotation, molecular function: histone H3K36me/H3K36me2 demethylase activity. NCBI's taxonomy places the organism in Eukaryota, Metazoa, Nematoda, Chromadorea, Rhabditida, Rhabditidae. Bases 1 to 3450 code for a protein of 1149 amino acids. Gene Ontology annotation, cellular component: nucleus. The record is from RefSeq and is marked reviewed. The transcript is spliced from 13 exons.
AUGCCGCCGAAACGGAAAUCAAAUGGAAAAACGCCAGCGAACGGUAAAAAGGGCGCAAAGAAGGCUAGGAAAGAGUCAAGUUCAGAGCACGAACAUAGUGCUUCAGAAGGUGAAGAAACUACUGGAUUCGAUAAGUCGUCACUUCAACGAUGUGUGAAUUUUGAUUUCGAAGCUCUGAUGAAUGAUCCGUCUUUCCAACAUCCCGAAUUUGUACAUACAAUGGACCCAGAAGCUUUAAAUUUGGAGUUCUACGACAAAAAUGGACUUGACAACCCGAUACAUUUCCGAUGUGAUCCAAAAAGAAUAGGAAUGACACUUCCCUCACCAGAUUUCUCAGUGGAUGAUGUCCUCGAACUGGUAGGCGGAAAUCGAAUGAUAGAAGUUGUUCAAGUCCAGAAUCAAGGAAGUGUGAAAAUGUCGUUACAGGAAUUUAUAAACUUCUACAAAACGCCACAAGAAAAACGAGAAGUACUGUACAAUGUUCUAUCUCUAGAAUUUUCCCAAACUCCCUUAGAAGAUCUCGUAAAAUCUCCAGAACUUGUUCGUCAAAUCGACUGGGUUGGAAACCAGUGGCCAGAUGCUCUGCGCCAGAGGUGGAUCUCAUUCAACGGAAGAGACAAAAAAUUCUACAAUCCGCAUCAUACUUUUCCAAAAGUUCAAAACUACUGCCUGAUGAGCGUAGCGAACUGUUAUACAGAUUUUCACAUUGAUUUUAGUGGAACAUCUGUGUGGUAUCAUGUACUGAAAGGUCGUAAAGUCUUUUGGUUGAUUCCACCAACCGAAACCAACUUUUUUAUUUAUCAAGAAUUUAUUAAAACUGUCAACGAUAAUGCGUUCUUUGGAAAGUCGGUCGAAAAGUGCCACGUGGCUAUCUUGGAGCCAGGAGACACGAUGCUAAUUCCAAGUGGAUGGAUUCAUGCCGUAUAUACUCCAGAUGAUAGUCUCGUUUUUGGAGGCAAUUUUCUUCACUCACAAUCAUGCAAAACACAAUUAAGAGUUUAUCAAGUUGAAAAUAAGUUGAAUAUCACUAGAAAAUUUCGCUUACCGUACAAUGAAGAACUUAUUUUCUACGUUAUAGCUGAUUAUGUAAAACAAUGGACAGGAAGAGAAUAUGUGAGACCACUUCGAAUCGAAGAUGCAAAAUAUGACUAUGUUGGAGACAAAUGGAAAACCGCUGGUGGCCAUCAUAAGAAAAUCGAAUACUCAGAUUACGAAACUGGAGUUGAAUUGACAAACGAUAUGAUUAAAGGAGACGAGGAAUCCACAAAAGAUGAAGUUAAAGUGAUUGCAAUGCACGCGGAGAAUUCACUAUUUGGUUAUCCUAUGGUCAGCAAAGCAACGUUUUCAGCUGACACGGGUCUUGAAGAAGAAGCUGACGAAGAUGAAGUCAAGUAUCAAGAAACUAAAGAAGAAAUGGAUGCUCGACGCGAUGCUGAAAUCGAUGAACUAGCUAAUUCAAAUUCAUUAAUUUUCUACAAGAACCGUACGCACGAUUUUGUUCGAAAUAAAUGCGUGCCGGACCACAAACUUCCAAUUGGACACGAGCCGCCAAUCUACUUUAACGAUGAUGAGAUUUCUAGGAUAUCCCCUCGACUUUUGGAUGAACUUGAAACUCUUGGCACUUAUAUUCGUCGAAAAGCACGUGUCGAAGUGGCUGAAGGAAUAUGCCAGCCAGCGUCUCUCAUUAACACAUUCCAAACUGUUUUGAAAAAAAGACGUUCUGAAUUGACAGGGAAGAAAUUUGAAUUCAACCAGAUAAUGCCUCGAAGAUAUACUCGAUCCACCAUGGAAACCGGUGAAUAUGACUUCCAGCCGACGCAAGAAGUACCACAAGAAUCUGCGAGAAGAAGCACAAGAUUCAAAGUUGAUAACUUUCCCGAUGAGCUUUUAGAAUCGGAAGUGACUGAUAAGCCUAUUAUAUUGCCUCAACAACCAUCAUCAGGACCUCUCGAAUAUCUUCCUGCACCCAAAGAUGAAAUUAAAGAGGAUAUUAAUGGUUUUGAAGAAGAAUUUGAGGAGGAAUAUGAAGGAAUUGGGCAACGUGAUGAUCAGGAGGAAGAGGAAUACGAUGCCGAAGAGCCGGAAGAUCAAGAGGAGGAAGAAGAAGAUGAAUAUCAAGCCGAAGAAUAUACUCCAACUCCAGUUACAAGACGUUCUAGUUCAAGACGUUCAGGUGCUAAAAAUGAUGAAUCAGAAGAAGUGUCAGUAAAGAAGGACAAAAAGGAAAAGAUGGAGAAAGUUGAAAAAGACGAGAAGAGAAGGAAUUCGAAGAGUAAGAAAGACAAAAUUUCGAAGGAAAAGAAGAAGAAGGAGAGAGAACGUAUUGAAUUGGAAAGUCAACUCGAUGCAGAGCUCAGAGCUGCUCAUGGAGGAGGAUCGAGCAAAUCUAAAAAGAAAAAGCCAGAGAAGCCGGCAUUUGUUGGUGGACUUCCAACUUCAUCUAUUCAAAUCGAUCCAGUUGUUUCAAAUCCGUAUAACUAUGAUCCCAGAAUGGAGAUGAUGAAGCUUGGAACUGGACAGCUCAAGUCAGCAUACAGAAAAACGAAAAAUAACGUCGAACUUCAUAUUGAAAAGAAUCUCUACAAGAUUGAGCCGAAACGAGGAAGUGAGGAAGGAAGUCAAAGCCGCGAGCAAAGUAUGGAACCAGAGCACAGUACUCCAGUUUUCACGACUUUUGAUGAUAUAAAUGAAGCAAAUAAUGAUCAUUACGAUGGACAGAAGCCUCCAACUAAAAGAGCUAAAUAUGAGGCAAUUAGUGUUGACACAUAUGAAACUCCAUCGUCUUCAAGAAAUAAAGAACACAAAGAAUAUCGUCCCAGUCCGAACGCUGCUCCAACUCCAUCACCAUCCCAUCAUCAAAAACCAAAACUUUCAUCUCCAGCAAUGGUCUCAUCGACAAACGAAUAUCAGUUACGAAAACACAUGUCGAGCGAACGGCGAAGCAGUGAUGCAGGAUCGGCAAUGAAAAAGGGCGUAUAUAUGCCUGCAAUGUCUCGUCAGGAUAAGAUGAUUGCUGAGGGAGCAUCUGCUCCCUCGUCACGUCACUCCUCGAUCUCAUCUGAACGUCGUCCGAGUUUCAUACCUGAUUUCAACUCUUCUCGUAAUUCAUCUAUUGAUACACCAUACACUCCGACUACUGUAACACCUUCAAGAUCUUCUUGGCUCCCGAACACGUCGUCCAUUAAUCGUCACUCAAUUGAAGAUGAUUCUCCAAUAGAUGUUGUCAAUGAUUCAUUAUCACCAAUAAAUAUAGCCAGCUCGCCGACCUACCCAACUGCAAUCACUCCACCACCGGUUACUCUCAGCGAUUUGAAGAAGGAUAUGUCAAAUGGACGCAAAAGUCAUAGUCAGCAUCAUGACGAUGGGCACAAGCACAAGAUUCCAUCAAAAGAAGCGAUUGCAGAGCUGAAGCUUCUCGUCGGAAAACUUAAAGCUAUCAAUGAUUCCUAGUUCUGAUCUGCUAUUCAACUAAGGAAUCGAUCGUCGCCUCUUUACAUUUUCAUUUACAAUUAUUUUCUUGUUUUUAACAAAAAUGUUCUUAAUCAACAAGUUCGGGCUCUGUCGCAAAAUAUAAGCUCUCAUUUUCCAACAUUUGUUUCUAUCUUAAUGUCCAUUAAUAUAUGGUUUUUGUUGUUAUCUCGUGUUAUUUUAAGUUCCAGCAUUUGCGAAAGUUGUCUGAAUUUCUUGAAUUAACACAUCCAUUGUUUUUUCAAGCUACCUCAAUUUGCAAUGUUAUUCAAACACCUAUUGCUGUUCAUUUUUCAUUCCAAAUUAUCUAUCUUUACCCGUUUUUUACUCCUCCCAUUUUUCAAAAAUAAUUUUAUCUGCAACGUCGUGGUCUGAUGAUGAUUCUCGUACAGAAAUUCUUUUUUGCAUCUCAAUGUUUCCAACUAAUUUCCCGUCGAUAUCCGUUGUUUUUUAUCUAUCGUAUUUUUUUAAAAACAAAUGCCAAUACCAAUUCACGAGAGCUUUACUUGCCUUGAUGAACCGUAUCUCUGUAUUCAUUUUUUGUUUACUUGAUCCUUUUCUAGUUUUUUCAUUUUAAUAAAGCAGACGUUAG